Messenger RNA from Penicillium verrucosum, 1458 nucleotides. RefSeq lists its product as uncharacterized. The record is from RefSeq and is a predicted model, not a curated record. Bases 1 to 1458 code for a protein of 485 amino acids. The transcript has 2 exons. NCBI's taxonomy places the organism in Eukaryota, Fungi, Ascomycota, Eurotiomycetes, Eurotiales, Aspergillaceae.
AUGCCCGACAACGUUGCCCACGCGAGCAAUGCUGGGAGCUCCCAGCAACCCACACCUCCUGUCUCUGCUCAAGAAAAGCAAAAGCUCAUACUGAAAGCCCGUGCUUUGCGGGAAGAAAAGCUCCAGGCUCUUGCAAAAGUCGUCAGCAACAUGUCCGUCGAAUUGACUGACGGAAAUAUCCUCCAUAUGUACUAUGGGGUUGAGGUUGCCUCGUAUCUCUUACCAGCUUCGAGCUUCAUCGCCAACGAAAAUGCCUCCGGAGCCGAGUUUAUGGUCAAUCUUGCCAGGGAAUCUGCAACCAAAUCCAAAAACCCACUCCUGAAAGCCAGGUGUGAGUUCUGGAUGGGUCGAGUUGAGUUUCUGCGCGGAAACAUGCGCAAAGCUCAUGAGCACUUCGUGAAAGCGAACCUUUGCACCAUGGAUCCGAAGGAGGGAGUUGAAUGCCAGGACCUGAGCUUUUACUUGGAUGUCACCAGGCAUGGGAUUAGUGAGCAGACUCGGGCUGCAAGGCUACGUGCUCAUUAUCAGGCUAUCGUGGCGCACGCGAAAUUCGACAAGACUGCGAACAACUCUGUCUCGACCGAAGACAAACGCAAGCGGCCAUUGAGGACUUGGAAGGGGGCUCUCGUCAAGCUACAGCUACCUCUGGUCAAGCAACGUCCACUGACUAAAAUCAGAAAGCCCCGGUGUAAGGUGCCGAUUCUGCCAAAGGUGGACAAGAAGCGUCUGCAGCAAGGUAUGGCUACCGAGAGAAGCUCUGAAAAUGAUGUCAUUGGAAAGGUCCUUGCAGAAGAGCUUGGGUACGAGUCUUGGACCGAUUCUGGAGAUGACACCGAUACCGACACUGAGGAUGAAUCCGAUGACGACCUCAGCGGAGACCCCGCAGACGGUACAGACGACACCACAGAUGAGAACACCGCAAACACCCCAGCUGUCCCAGAUCAGCCAGAGCCCUCCAUUGACGCGACCACAGCUCCGGCCAAAGUUCCGACUGAUCAAUCCGCCUACGAAAUGCCUAAGCCAGGAUCGGCCCGGGACCGGUUCAGACAGGAAUGUUUCCAGAUGGGCCUCACAUCAGCAGUCAACGGAGAACCCUACGAGCGUCCGAAGGAACCGUUUUUGUUUGGAGUCCCCCACGAACGUACAAAGCAGACCGAGUUCCGGCUCGGAUUUUUCAAGGUUGGUCUGACAAAACGCUCCCGCCCAAUGACCAUCUUUCCGAAACAGGACGGUGAAAUCACUAUUUCUCCGGAGGAAUGGGAAUCCAUCGAGGAAGAUGCUCGUCAAAAGAUUGUGACCUAUGAUUACUUGCAGAAGGAGCGAUAUGAAUUGCUCAAGGUUGCUGAGGAGAUCGGUUAUGAUUUUCCGUUAACAAAUGCGAUUCAGCGUAUGUUCCGGAAAGGUUCUGGGUUCGAUUCCCAGGGAAACUAUUUUUUCUUUUUUGAUUUUUGUCCCUAA